Molecule: messenger RNA, 2013 nt
Organism: Cryptosporidium ubiquitum
Lineage: Eukaryota; Apicomplexa; Conoidasida; Eucoccidiorida; Cryptosporidiidae
Exons: 1
Coding region: 1-2013 (670 amino acids)
Source: RefSeq, a predicted model, not a curated record
AUGAGUUUUAAAUACAUUAAAAUUAAUCUGUUUAUUUUUAUUGUAAUUUACCUCUUCUUAUUUGUUAUUGACUUACACCAGGUAUCUCUUCAUAUCUCAAUAUCAUUUCUGCAGACUAUUCCAAAGAAAAAUUCUUUUCCUAAAGGCUCAUUUAAUUAUUUGUUACCUCCAGGUACAAAAACGCCUUCUGAUAGCCGCAUACAACGAAGUUCUCUAUCAUACUCGGCAGGAAAUGAAAAAACAAACUCUUCCGUGCGUGGUCAAAGAAAUGCUGUUAAUAAUCAACCGAAUUAUGGUGGUACCUCUUCCCGUGCUCCUUCAUUUUCUCUCCCUCCACCAGACUAUGAUGAUGAUUCUCCCACCUCCCCGGCUAAUACAAGAAUGAAUAGAGAGCCUUCCUUCAAAGCUGUCCCUCCUCAAUUAUUAUUACCUGAGGCAGAUUACCAUGAUAGUGAUUUAGAGGAACAAUCUAGUGCUUCUUUUGAACCUAGAGAUAUAACUAGAAGAAGAAUUUCCAGAAGCAAAAACUUCAAUGCCUGUAAUUUAUUGGCAAAUCAAGCUAUUGCUGUGUCUAGAAGAUCAUCUUCAAGAUUUGGCUCACAAGAAAUGGCUUUUGAAGGAGAAAAAACCAAAAGAAAAAUUAAUAGUAUAUUAAGAGAAUCACUUUCUUAUGCAAGUCAACAGUUUUCUCAAGAAGUUUUAAGUACGGAGGUUCCGUAUGGACUUAUUGAGAAAUGUAGAGAGGAAUUCGCAGAAUCAUUAAAAUUGGUUAAACAUAUUAACUCAGAGAUCACAGAACUCAAAUUAAUUCAAGAAUAUCUCAGAAACUGUAAUUGUGGAACAAAUAACUGCGUAAAAUGUCAGGAUUAUUCAAAUGCAUAUACUGCUCAUAAAUCAAAAUUAGCUCAACUUAAAAACUUAUUGUCAUCCAAAAUGGAAUUUUUGUAUGAAGACUGUUUUUCAGGAACAUCAAAUAAGUACGAAUCUGAAUCUUAUGCCAGCAUUUUCAGUAGUUUAUAUACUACAUUAUACAAUGAAAUUACGAAAAAGAACAGAUAUCAUGUCAAAAACCUAUUACUUAAAUGCGAAAUAGUUGUGAUUACAGACAAAAUUCUUGAAAAGCAACGUAGUUGUAGAAAAUGUAAAAAGAAACAUGAAGUUUGUAAGAAACAUUCUGCUCUAUUGCAAAAAUUAAGGGAAAUAGAAUCUACUAAGAGCAAGAAUAAUUCAAUUAUUAAAUCAAGUAUUGAUAUAAUUAAUGGAAGAAUGAAUUCCUUGCCAACUAGACUUAUUAAUGAUCUCUUUGAAUUGGAAGAACAAGACGAGAAAUUCCUUACAUCUCAAAUUGUUGUUAAAGAAUGUAUGAAUAAAUUAAAGAUAACGUCGGUCAAUAUGUCAACUUUGGGUAAUAUAAACUCAAGUAGUACAAAAACUAAAAAGAGUUCCAAGAAGAAAUCUUCUAUUGGGAGAACUGCCACUAGAUCUAGCUCAUAUAGGCCAGGUUUUGUAGGAACUAUUCAAACUGGUACUGGAACUAAUUCUUCAAAAAGAACUCAAGGAGGAGCUACUGAAACAACUCUCAUAUCACCUGAAGGAUUUCCUAGCAAACCCUUAAAUUAUCCUUAUGGAGGAAUUUCAAGCACAAUAAAUCAGAAACCAAGCCAAAAAUCAAGUGUUAAAACAACUUCAAUUUCCAGAAGAACUUCUUCACAUAUCAGCAAGAAAACUCCUUUAAUUGUUUCCGGAAGAACUUCUUCGCGUAUUUCCAGAAAGACUUCUUUGAGUGGUUCAGAGAUGUUAGCUAGUUCUUCGAGCAAUAGGAAUGCUUACCAAGGUAGACAAACCCAAUAUUCACAUCCUCUAUCUAGACAUAUGAAAACAUCUCCUUCUGGUCCAUUUACGGGUACUGAAUCAGGAGCUGUUCGCAAACAGCCAAAGAAUGUUCCAGGAAUCCUAGGGAGUCCUUUCUUAGAUUCAGAAGAUAGUUCUAAAAAAAAAACAAAAAGAUACUAA